AUGGUUGCAAGCUCAAACGGCGAAGUCUACGCGCCCUACACACGCGUCCCCCUCGUCGAGGAGGGCUUCCACUCCAGUGAGGAUGGCUCCGAACUCCACUCCCCCGUCUACGAUGGCUCCUACACCCCAGAAGGUGCGUUCACCGCCCUCCAUGUACAUCGCCAGCUGGGACGGCGCACACUACGACAGCCCGACUACGCCGCCCAGGUGCGCGACCACCAUAUGCUCCAGGGCCUGCACGUCUCCAGCCCCACGCUCGACCCCGAACUCCCCCACUCCUUCACGAAUGACCUCAGCCUCCACGACCCGACCAUGCUCGGGUUCGAGACCCCAGCAGCGCGUUUCCACCCGCACGCUCUGACGUCGACAACGGACUACACGUUCGGUCUCCCUCAGAGUCGGUUGCCCGAUCCGCAUUACCACACGCCGCAUGAUGUCCUCCACGAUCCGCCCGCCGGCUAUAUUUCGCAUCAUCAUCAAAUGUCGAUGCCAACCUCGAAUCAAGCAUCACACACCGCAGUGGCGCACGAGUCAAAGUCGACGUCGCCGGGCGCCACGACGACAGCAGGGCGGCAGGCGCGACGGGAAGCCUCAAACGUCGUUAUCGCAUGUCGGCAAUGUCGCGCUCGAAAGAUUCGUUGCGACUCUACCAGACCAGUGUGCCACAAUUGUACACGGCGCAACAAUGAGUGCGAGUACGACGCGGUCCCGAAACGCCGAGGCCCGGACAAACGCCCCGGCACUAGGCAGCGGUCCUGCAAAAAGCGACCUUCGGACACGUCUACUCCCCCAGCGAAGAAGAAGCGCAAGACCGACGACGAGAGCCCCGACCCCGUCCUUGGUCGCAUCAAGCAAGACCCCGCCGAGGUCGAGUCCAAAGCCCACUCUCUGUCCUUUGGCCCUAGCAGUUCCACCUCACACUCGUCCUCCUCCCCGCUCGACAUCCAUGAACACUCUCGCAGUCUCUCUGACAUGGCCUACCCUCGAGACGAUGUGUCGGCCAAUUCUCGGCACCAUCCUGACUCGCUGGCGUACACGACCCGGUCCCCCGAUACCAAGCUGCUUUCUCGCAACGGGGACGUCAACGGCGGGCGCCGCCACCAUCAUGACGACUACUCGAAAGCUACGUUCAUCCCUCUCUCUCCCUCGGUCGAAUACACGCGCAAGACCUGGUGGGACAAUCUCCUGCGCGAGCAUCAGUACCGCGCCCGUAGAAUGAACGAGAUCUUGAGCGACCUCAAUUUUCUCCUUACUUCUAGUAGUUACUGGCUCUCGUUUAUUCAUCUCCCGACGUUCUUCCGUGACCUGCAAGACCCCGCCCAGCGCGUGCGCAUGCAGCCCGCCCUCAUCAUGGCCGCCCUCGCUAUGGCCACCCUUAUGAAAUCGAGUGAAAUUGAGCACGGCGCGGAGGGAAGAUCCCGCGCCGUCAUGUACAGGGACGCGGCGCAGUCACUGCUGGAGAGUGCCUGCAACCAACAACUGGUUGACUAUACCCUCGCCGAGGCCGCUUUGCUCCUGGCUCUCUUCGAGAACUCCAGCCACCCGCAGUACAACGCAGAGAGAGCGAGCUGCUCGUUGCAGUUCCUCGACCGUAUCGUCGGCGUGCUCUCCCUCACGUUCAUCGACCGGCACGACGCCGACGUCUCUGUAUUCUCCUCCCGCUCCGCCCCCGUCGUCUACAUGCCCGACAACUACCGCCCGCCGAAGAAAUGCUGCUGCGUCGCCUCGCCACAGAGCAUGCCGGGUGGCGUCGAGGGCUAUCACCCGUACUCGCAGAUCAUCCCGCCUUGGAACCCCAGCUGGUCCGAGGCGGAGAUCCGCAAGGAGGAGUGCCGCAGGCUGUGCUGGGUCGCCCUUGCCCUCGUCGCCAACUACACGCUGCAGUGCUCUGCCUUCCAUGUCGAGCCCAAGCGAUUUUUCCUGUCAGAUCCGGCGAAUUUCAUGUUGCUAUUCCCGGGCGAGGCCUACGAACGUGCCCUGGGCCACGAACAGCUGUAUGGGCAGUCACCGAAGGACUCUGUCUGGGCUGUGUACUGUCGGAGCAUGCUUCUGUGGACCAGCAGCACCCGCCCGCCUGAUGACCGUUGGUCAUCCGAGCACCGGACAAGGUUUAUUGUCGACAUUUUGACCGAGACGCGCAUCGUCCAGUCGGCGCUCGACAUGCACCAAUGCAGCGUGGACAGUACACUGCUGGACGUGUGUAGGGAGUUCCUCUACAACACGCAGCUCACUGCCACGUAUGAACUGCGGCGCAGGCUACAGGACGUCGAUAAUGCGGCCACAUUUGACCGCCGACAGGCAGAAGAGUGGCUGUACUAUCAGGACCAGAUAGCGAAGGGCGUCAAGGCUGCAGUGCUCCAGCUGGGUGAGGCUCCCGGACAUCUGCUGUCGAGGCGCCCGUUCCAGGUCAACUGGAUAGCCACGCAAGUCAUGAUCUGUUUGUCGCUCUGGAACUACGACCGGUCGCUCGUCCAUGCUCUCGAGCUGGCCAAGUCGUUCCUCAUCCCGCUCGACGUCCUCAACGUCCUGUGGCCGUCCGCAGUGCAGCGCGUGCGACGGGACGAGCUCCGCCAGCGCCUUGAAGAGGCGUGUGUUUCGGCCCGUCUGCCACCUCCUCUCCCGGCCGAGCUCACGUUGCCGCCAAUCCUGCGGGCAUGA
Messenger RNA from Fomitopsis serialis, 2658 nucleotides. RefSeq lists its product as uncharacterized. The coding region runs from base 1 to 2658 and encodes 885 amino acids. The record is from RefSeq and is a predicted model, not a curated record. Gene Ontology annotation, cellular component: nucleus. The transcript has 12 exons. Gene Ontology annotation, molecular function: zinc ion binding; DNA-binding transcription factor activity, RNA polymerase II-specific. Lineage: Eukaryota; Fungi; Basidiomycota; Agaricomycetes; Polyporales; Fomitopsidaceae. Gene Ontology annotation, biological process: regulation of DNA-templated transcription.